Aplosporella prunicola CBS 121167 is the source of this 1756-nucleotide messenger RNA. RefSeq names its product lytic polysaccharide monooxygenase. The transcript has a single exon. Bases 309 to 1427 code for a protein of 372 amino acids. The record is from RefSeq and is a predicted model, not a curated record. Lineage: Eukaryota; Fungi; Ascomycota; Dothideomycetes; Botryosphaeriales; Aplosporellaceae.
UUUGCGCCUUCCUUCCCGUUGCAUUGUGUUGGUACUUUGACUCUGUUUCGCUCCUUCCUUUUCUUUCUCCACGGCGUGCCGGUCACGACCCCACGAACCUUCCUCACAUUCACCUCAGCUCCUUCUACAUUCACCCUCACCCUCCCCGCUGCCUAUAUAAACCCCCCUCCCCCCACCACCCUCUGCUCUUUUUUUUCUCUUCAUCCACCGUCCUUCUUUCUUUCCACCACCCUUCACUUCUUCAGCCAUCACUCUUUCUUGGCUUCUUUGACUUUCUUGUCAACACUUUCCUUCAACCAACCUUCACCAUGCACGCCUUUUCCGUUCUCAUGGGCCUCGCCCUCGCUGGCGUCUCUGCUGUGCAGGCUCACAUGCAGCUCGAAUUCCCUCCGGCUCUCAACGCCCGUAACAACCCCCACCGCUCCGGCGACGGCGAUGACACCUACGUCUACCCCAUGGGCUGCUGCGGCGCCGACGUCACCGAGGUCUGCCGUGGCUACCUCGACCUGCUUGGCACGCCUGCCGGUGCCUCUGUCGCUUCCUUCGAGGCCGGCUCCAAGGCCACGUUCAACAUCACUGGCGACCCUGAGAUCACUGGCAACGACCUUGGCAGCACUCACUACGGCGGAUCCUGCCAGGUUGGCUUCUCCACUGACGGCGGCAAGUCCUUCAAGGUUGCUGCUUCGUACGAAGGCAACUGCCCCCACCGCAACUCCGACGAGAGCUCUGGCCAGGACUUCGACUUCACUGUCCCUGCCGAUCUUCCUGCUGGCGACGCUGUCUUCGCCUGGACCUGGAUCAACCGCGAGCAGGAGUUCAACAUGAACUGCGCUGCCGUCACCAUUGUCAACUCUGGCUACAGCUCCAAGUCUCGUUCCCUGUCCAAGGCCGUCGAGCCCUCCACCCCGGUGGCUGUCCAGACCCCCACGACUCCCAUGCCUCUUGUUGCCACGCCUUCCUCGAUGGACGCCGCGCCCACUCCCACUCCUUCUGCCGACGCUUCUGACGACGACUCCAAGAAGUUCCAGCUCGAAUGGUGCAGCUGCAAGUGCGACACUGCCGAUAAGUCCACCGAAGAGAAGGAGGCCUAUGACGCCGACAACUGCACGUGCCGGUGCUGGAAGACCCCCAAGUCUCUCGCCGCUCGUACCACUGAGCCGCGCAUGGCCCGCCACGUUCACCACCGCGCCAUCUCCAACUUCCUUGGUUUCGGUGCCUCUGCCAAGUCUGACAAGUCCGUUGCGAUGAAGCGCGAUGUUUCCUGGGAUGCUCGCCCCAAGAUGCUCAUCCCCAACCCCGUCUGGCACGACUGCUCGCUCCCCAAGACCGAUGCCGAGCUCCAGUUCCCUGACCCCGGCCCUGAGGUUAUCAAGGGCGAUGGCGAGUACCCUCUUGCUCUUCCCGAGACCGGCUGCUCCAGCUACUAGAGUGGUUGUUUCUUGUCCAUGCGACAUCACUGCAUCGUCGAGCGAUGCUUCUUCAUCUUCUGAUUCUUGUUUUCGACCUUCUUCACUUCUUCGGUCAAUGCAAGGCUUGUCCUUCGCUUAGAUAGUCUCUGUGGCCCUUCUUUUUCCAGCUUUGCUUUUCUGAUUACGGUCACGACGUGGAUGCACGCAUUUCUGGCGGCGUUGCAAGGUUCGAUCUCGCAAGACUUGUUCUGAUGUUGCUAAGAAUUCGUUUCUAAGCUUCGAUCACGGACCUUGAUGUGCAAGGUCUUAUGUAGUUCAAUGCGAGCCAAUCAAAAAAUUCAACCAUG